GGCGCGGCGGGGCCAUGCGCGGGGGCGGGUUUGAACCGUGGCGGGCGCUGCGAGCUGCCGGGCUGUGCCGCCAAUGGAGCCCGCGCUGAAAGGUAUUUCUGCCUUUGUAGAAGUUUGGUCAUCUAACAAAACAGAAAAUUACUCAAAAACCUUCGAACGGCAGCUUCUUGAUAUGGGAGCAAAAGUUUCAAAAACUUUGAACAAGCACGUGACCCAUGUAGUCUUCAAAGACGGACGUUUGACUACAUGGAAGAAAGCACAGGAGAUGGGUGUAAAAAUAGUUUCUGUACUCUGGGUGGAAAAGUGUCGAGAAACUGGAGUCCGUGUUGAUGAAUCCCUAUUUCCUGCAGUAGAUACUAAUGAAGGAUUUCUACUACCAAUCAAAAAACACAAAUGUAUGCAGCCAAAAGACUAUGUUGAAAAAACUCCAGAAAAUAAUAGAAAACUUCAAAGAAGACUGUACCAAAUGGCAAAAGAGUUAGCUCUACAAAAGACAGCAGUUAAUGCUGAUACAGAUGUACCAGUUUUAUUGUUUGAAGACAAUGGUUCACUUAGGUACAGCCCUGUCAAUAAGAUAAAAGAUCAAUGCAAUGAAAUGGAAAGAAGAAUAAAGGAUAUGAAGGAAAAAAGAGAGAAUCUUUCUCCUACUCGUUCACAGAUGACUCAAACACAUCCAAGUAGCUCACCAGGAGACUGCCCACUUCCUACUUGUAUCUUAACUAAUUCAGAAGAUGAGUUGCUACCUGAAGAACAAAUGGAAGACUGCUUGAACUCAAGUUGUGGUGAUCUUUGGAAAACUGAGACGUUAAAGAGGCAGAGAACAGAGGAUACUUGGACUGAUAUUCACGUGUCCAUGAGCACAUCAGGGAAUUCUCCAUCACAUGACAAUGAGGAGAAGAGACUAACACCAAAACGACAUGCCGGAAGUUUAACAGAGAAACAGAUUAUACAGCCCACUUUGGAUGACAGAUUGUCUUUAGGGAAAAAACAUUUAAAGUUUCCAAAGAAAAAUCAGAAGAACAAGAGCAAGACUACUUCAACUGCAAAUGAAAGCCCUCUUCUUGAGGGCUUUGGUCAUAUUACUCCUUCCAAAAAAAUAGUCCAGUUAAAUACUGUUCCUGCUUUGGUUGACAGUUUUUCUAAUUUGCCUGUGAAUAGUGAAGACUUUAAUGAGACUUCACUGAAUAAAAGUUUCCCUGUUGACAGAAAUGAUUCUGUUCUUGAAGACAAGAAGAGGAAGAAACUACAAACUUUACCAAGUUUGAAGCUGGCUACCUCAGAACUGGGUGCAUCAGGCUCUAUGGGGUUCUUGCAAGCAAUUACUACAUAUAGUAAGUCUUACUGCACUGAAGAGUCUUCUUAUGAAGACUUCUUUUCAUCAUCUAAUUCAAAUGAAAAUGAAGUACAGAUACAAGUACCAAAGGAAUCACACAAUCCUCCUGAAGUUUGUUGCAAUGACUCUCUUACAAGCAUGGACCUACAUGAUGUGAGUUUCUGUGAGCCACAUAACACUACUAAGAUGAGUAGGAAGAUGUCUAUUUCAAUAAAUUAUUUUCCAGUAAAGCAAAAAAUCAAACUGGCUAAACAUCCAGAAAGCAUACCAUUAAGUGUGUCAGGUGGUGAAAAAGAUUACACUGGAGAAGCUCUAGAUAUUGAUGAUGUGAACAGGCUGCUGCCACAGCAUGCUCAUGAAAAACCCUACAACAGUGUAACGGACUGUCCUCACUCUGCUGGUGGUGAAGAUGAAGUUUCAAAGUGUCAUGAUACUGAUGGCUCUUGCAAAAUUUUUAAUGAACAAAAGAAUGAGGACUCUGUGGACUUAAGAAAAGGUGGAAGACUCCAAAAGCCAACAAGGACACUAGUUAUGACAAGUAUGUCCUCUGAGAAGCAAAAUACAGUAAUUCAGGUCGUGAAGAAACUUGGAGACUUUUUGUUCUCAAAUGAAGUGUGUGAAACAACAAGUCAUGUAGUUACUGGGAGUCCUCGUCGUACCCUGAAUGUUAUGCUGGGAAUUGCUCGUGGGUGUUGGAUUGUUUCUUAUGAGUGGGUUCUGUGGUCUUUGGAAUUAGGCCAUUGGAUCUCAGAGGAACCAUAUGAGCUUUCAUCCAGCUUCCCUGCAGCUCCUGCUGAAAAACAACAACUCUUAAGGCUUCUCUUGGUAUGCUGUGUGCUUGUUGGGAUGUGUGGCCCCUCUACUAGUAAUGACUCUUCCAGACUUCUCUCUAAGACAUUUCUUGAAAAUUCAUUAAAGCAAUUUUGGUAAGUAUUUUUUCUUUAGUUUGGGAUAUGUAUAUUCUUACAAGUUUCCUAUGAAAAAUAAUAAAAUGCUAAAUAGUCAUUUCAAAUACAUAGAGAUUAUUUUAUGGAACUGUUCAGACAGUGACUAUUAAUUUACAUUCUUUAGGUUUAUAUAAAAUCAGAUCAUGAAGUAAUAUUAGAAAUAUUUUUUGUCUCUGCUACACUUAGUAAUGAUGACAUACAUUUUCAGUGAAGAAGAAUGGUGGUGUUGUGUGUGGUGGGGUACUCUGACAUCAGCUUUAAUGAUUGUCAGUAUAAAAUGGAGAGAUUUAUUCAAUCUUUCUCAAAACCACUUACUAUUUUCAAGAUAGAAACAUAGAAUCAUCAAGGUUGGGAGAGACCUACAAGAUCAUCCAGUCCAACUUCCACCCAACACUUCCACUGUAACCUGUAAACAGCAUCGCCCACCACAUCCAGAUGCCUCUUGAACACCUCUAGGGAUAGUGACUCCAUGACCUCUCUGGGCAACUUGUUCCAAUGCCUGACCACUGUAACAUUGAAAUUUUUUUUUCUAAUAUCUAAUCUGAAUCUGCCCUGUCUCAUGUAAAGGCCGUUUCUUCUGGGCCCAUGACUGCCAGCAGUGUAGAAGAGAGAUCAGACCCCACCUCACUACAACCUCCUUUCAGGUGAUUGUAGGGAGUGAUGAGGUCCCCUCCUGAGCCUCCUCUUCUCCAUCUAAACAACCCCAGAUCCCUCACUCCUCCUCGUACAAUAUUUUUUCUUGACCCUUCUCAAGCCUUGUUGCCCUUACAACACAUUUGUUAAGUUAACUGCUGGAAAUAUGUCUGGGGUUUUUGUUUUGUUUUGGGCUAAGUUCUUGCAUUGUAACUAAUUGAGUCAUCUCUAAAAUCAAAGUUUUACAAAAUAUUAGGCAGAGAAUAAGCAUGGGUAUUAAAAA
Messenger RNA from Passer domesticus (house sparrow), 3196 nucleotides. RefSeq names its product microcephalin 1 (gene MCPH1). The record is from RefSeq and is a predicted model, not a curated record. Bases 74 to 2263 code for a protein of 729 amino acids. Lineage: Eukaryota; Metazoa; Chordata; Aves; Passeriformes; Passeridae. The transcript has 13 exons. Gene Ontology annotation, biological process: mitotic cell cycle.